Rhinichthys klamathensis goyatoka is the source of this 6052-nucleotide messenger RNA. It is a transcript of the gene scn4aa, whose product is annotated as sodium channel, voltage-gated, type IV, alpha, a. Gene Ontology annotation, molecular function: protein binding; voltage-gated sodium channel activity. The transcript has 26 exons. The record is from RefSeq and is a predicted model, not a curated record. Gene Ontology annotation, cellular component: plasma membrane; voltage-gated sodium channel complex; axon. NCBI's taxonomy places the organism in Eukaryota, Metazoa, Chordata, Actinopteri, Cypriniformes, Leuciscidae. Gene Ontology annotation, biological process: neuronal action potential; membrane depolarization during action potential; sodium ion transmembrane transport. Bases 156 to 5672 code for a protein of 1838 amino acids.
UCCUGGAGCUCGCGCUGGCCUCGGGUAAGAGAGACGAGACUUCAGCUGGAAGGAAGACCAAAGACCGAAGAGUUUGUGGAAAUAUUUACCUCACUGUGAAAGGGAGCUUGGUGUAGAGAUUCCCCGUUGAGGUGGUAUCUCUUCGCGAUGCCAAGAUGGCAAGCCUUGUCCCUCGCACAGGCUCAUACACAUUACGCAAAUUCACCCCAGAGUCCCUGGCGGAGAUCGACAGGCUCAUCCAGGAGAGGAGCACCAGGGAGGAAGUAGACGGGGUUGAGGAGGAACCACUGGCACCAAGCAAUGAUCUGGAGGCAGGAAAGUGUCUGCCCAUGAUCUAUGGUGAACCACCAAAAGAUCUCCUCAACACGCCUCUGGAGGAUCUAGACCCCUUCUAUAAAGCACAGAAAACGUUUAUUGUCAUAAGCAAGGGAAACACAAUCUACAGGUUUUCAGCUGAACCAGCAAUGCUUUGUAUCAGUCCUUUUAGUCUUGUCAGAAGAGGAGCCAUCAAAAUUCUUAUACAUUCAUUGUGCUUCAAAUAUUUUAGUUUGUUCAUCAUGAUCACCAUCCUGUCCAACUGCGUGUUCAUGACAAUGAGUAACCCUCCAGCCUGGAGUAAAACAGUCGAGUAUGUUUUUACUGGUAUAUAUACCUUUGAAGCAACAAUCAAACUUUUGUCACGAGGCUUCUGCAUAGGACCUUUCACAUUCCUACGUGAUCCAUGGAACUGGCUUGAUUUCAUGGUGAUUAGCAUGGCGUACAUCACAGAGUUUGUAGACCUUGGUAAUGUGUCAGCACUGAGGACGUUUCGUGUGCUUCGAGCUCUCAAAACAAUCACAGUUAUCCCUGGUUUGAAAACCAUUGUCGGGGCUUUGAUUCAGUCAGUCAAGAAGAUGGUAGACGUAAUGAUUUUGACCGUCUUUGCACUGGCUGUAUUUGCCCUCAUUGGCCUGCAGCUGUUCAUGGGAAAUCUACGUCAUAAGUGCAUCCGUUGGCCCAUUCCCAACAGCACCAUCUUUGAUGUCUACAACUCCACCAUGGCCAAUGACACCACCCUCAACGUCACAGAUACUUUCGAUUUCAAAGCAUACAUAAGCAAUGAAGAAAACCAAUACUUUCUGGAAGAAAGUUUAGAUGCUUUAAUAUGUGGUAACAGCUCUGAUGCUGGGAGGUGCCCAGAAGGAUACACUUGUAUGAAGGCUGGCCGAAACCCAAAUUAUGGCUACACCAGCUAUGACAACUUUGGCUGGGCCUUUCUCGCCCUCUUCAGAGUCAUGACUCAGGACUAUUGGGAGAAUCUCUUCCAGUUGACCCUUCGUGCUGCUGGGAAGACCUACAUGAUCUUCUUUGUGGUGGUCAUCUUCCUGGGCUCUUUCUACCUCAUCAAUCUGAUCUUGGCUGUGGUUGCGAUGGCAUAUGAUGAGCAGAAUGCGGCCACCUUGGCUGAGGCCAUUGAGAAAGAAGAGAAGUUUCAAAGAUUGCUAGAGCAGCUCAGGAACCAAGAGGUAGGCAGUAAAGCAUCUCUGGCCAGCCAGACAACUCAAAGUCGAGGGUCAAACAGGACAGGUUCCCUGCACAGUCUUGACGGCGAUGAUGCCAUAAAGGACUGUAAUGGCCGGAUUGUGCCCCGCCUCAUCAUCAACAGAGUCUCCUCUGACAGAGAGUUAUCACAAGAGAAAUUCACAAGAGAUCCGCCUGAAGAGGAUGACAAGUCCAUGAGCUCCAAACACAGCAUGCAGUACCUGGACCAGCCUAAGCUCUCCAAGAGAACAGCUAGUGCCGUCAGUGUGCUCACUGCCACGAUGGAGGAUCUUGAAGAUGCUCAGAGGCCUUGUCCUCCGGGCUGGUAUAAAUUCGCUGAUAUUUUCCUUAAAUGGGACUGCUGGGCUCCCUGGGUCAUCUUUAAGAAUUGGGUUCAUUUUGUAGUGAUGGACCCAUUUGUUGAUCUAGGUAUCACCAUCUGCAUUGUUCUCAACACACUUUUCAUGGCCAUGGAGCACUACCCCAUGAGUACGGAUUUCGAACAUGUUCUCUCAGUAGGCAACUUGGUAUUUACAGGAAUCUUCACAGCUGAAAUGGUGUUCAAGCUUAUUGCUUUGGACCCCUACUACUACUUCCAGGUGGGCUGGAACAUUUUUGACAGCAUCAUUGUCACACUCAGUCUGGUAGAGUUGGGACUGGCCAAUGUUCAGGGAUUGUCCGUUCUUAGGUCCUUCCGUUUGCUACGUGUCUUCAAACUCGCUAAAUCUUGGCCCACCCUUAGCAUGCUGAUUAAGAUCAUCGGCAACUCAGUCGGUGCCCUGGGGAACCUAACGCUUGUCCUGGCCAUCAUCGUCUUCAUCUUCGCCGUGGUGGGCAUGCAGCUCUUUGGCAAGAGCUACAAGGACUGUGUUUGUAAGAUCUCUCAGGACUGCGAGCUUCCCCGCUGGCACAUGAACGACUUCUUCCACUCUUUUCUCAUCGUCUUCCGGAUCUUGUGUGGAGAGUGGAUCGAGACCAUGUGGGACUGCAUGGAGGUGGCGGGAGCAAACAUGUGUUUGAUAGUCUUCAUGAUGGUCAUGGUCAUUGGAAACCUUGUGGUGCUGAAUCUGUUCCUGGCCCUGCUGCUCAGCUCCUUCAGUGGGGAUAACCUGUCUGCAGGUGAUGACGAUGGUGAGAUGAACAACCUUCAGAUCGCCAUUGGUCGCAUCACCAGGGGUAUAGAUUGGCUCAAAGCCUUCGUCGCCAGUAUGGUGGGACAGAUUCUAGGAAAGAAACCUCCUGACAAUAAGGAGGGAGGAGUGGACGGAGACAUAGAACUAUAUGCUUUAAACCACCUGGAUGAGGGAAAAAUGGCAGAUGGCUUGACCAACUCUUUGUCUCUGACACUGACUGUGCCCAUUGCUCGUUUUGAGUCCGAUGUUGAAGAGGACUCCGAUGAAUCUUCUGAUGAGGAGGACAGAGAGGCCACUCUUAAUGAUGACGACUCUUCGGUUUGUAGCACAGUGGACUACCGACCUCCAGAACCUGAGCCUGAGCCCGAAGAGGAAGAAGAACCUGAGCCUGAAGAGCCAGAGUCCUGUUUCACAGAGGGUUGUGUUAAGCGCUGUACAUGUUUGAGUGUAGACGUCACUGAAGGGUGGGGGAAAAAGUGGUGGAACCUGCGAAGAACAUGCUUCACCAUCGUUGAGCAUGACUACUUUGAGACCUUCAUCAUCUUUAUGAUCCUCCUUAGCAGUGGAGCACUGGCUUUUGAGGAUAUCAACAUUGAGCGCCGCAGAGUGAUCAAGAUCAUCCUGGAGUAUGCUGAUAAAGUCUUUACAUACGUUUUCAUUGUGGAGAUGUUACUGAAGUGGGUGGCAUACGGUUUCAAGACGUACUUCACUAAUGCAUGGUGCUGGCUGGACUUCCUCAUUGUGGAUGUGUCUCUGGUCAGUUUAGCAGCCAAUUUAAUGGGCUAUUCUGAGUUGGGACCAAUCAAAUCUCUCAGAACACUCAGGGCUCUUCGACCCCUUCGAGCUCUGUCGAGAUUUGAGGGAAUGAGGGUGGUGGUGAACGCACUGGUUGGGGCAAUUCCCUCCAUUUUUAAUGUGCUCCUGGUGUGUCUGAUAUUCUGGCUCAUCUUCAGCAUUAUGGGAGUCAAUCUGUUUGCUGGAAAGUUCUACCACUGCAUCAACACCACCACAGAGGAACGCUUUCCCAUGGAUGUGGUCAACAACAGGAGUGACUGCAUGGCACUGAUGCACACCAAUGAGGCGCGCUGGGUUAAUGUCAAGGUCAACUAUGACAACGUGGGUCUUGGCUACCUCUCUCUACUGCAAAUUGCCACAUUCAAAGGCUGGAUGGAUAUCAUGUAUGCUGCAGUGGAUUCUAGAGAGGUGGAAGAGCAGCCAUCAUAUGAGAUCAACCUUUACAUGUACCUAUAUUUUGUUAUUUUCAUCAUUUUUGGCUCCUUUUUCACUCUCAACCUCUUCAUUGGUGUCAUCAUUGACAACUUUAAUCAGCAAAAGUCAAAGUUUGGAGGGGAAGACCUUUUCAUGACAGAGGAACAGAAAAAGUACUACAAUGCCAUGAAGAAAUUGGGUUCCAAAAAACCUGCAAAACCUAUCCCUCGGCCUUCGAAUAUUAUCCAGGGUGUGGUGUUUGACUUCAUCUCAAAACAGUUCUUUGACAUCUUUAUCAUGGUGCUUAUCUGCCUCAAUAUGGUGACCAUGAUGAUAGAGACAGAUGACCAGAGUACUGAGAAAGAGGAUAUCCUAUACCUGAUCAAUUUGGUGUUCAUCAUCAUCUUCUCAGGGGAAUGCGUACUUAAGAUGUUUGCGCUCAGACAGUACUUCUUCACUAUUGGCUGGAAUGUCUUUGAUUUUGUUGUGGUCAUCCUUUCUGUAGCAGGUCUGAUGUUAUCGGACAUCAUUGAGAAGUACUUUGUGUCUCCCACCUUGUUCCGUGUCAUCCGACUUGCUAGGAUCGGCCGUGUGCUUCGUCUCAUCAGAGGUGCGAAAGGCAUUAGGACUCUUUUGUUUGCCUUGAUGAUGUCACUUCCUGCCCUCUUCAACAUUGGACUGCUUCUGUUCCUCAUCAUGUUCAUCUUCUCAAUUUUUGGCAUGUCUAACUUUGCCUAUGUGAAAAAGCAGGCAGGCAUCGAUGACAUCUUCAACUUUGAAACAUUUGGCGGUAGCAUCAUCUGUCUGUUUGAGAUCACAACCUCGGCAGGCUGGGAUGGGCUUCUGCUGCCUAUUAUGAACAGCGGCCCUCCAGAUUGUGACCCUGACAUAGAGAACCCCGGUACAGACGUUCGGGGUAACUGCGGGAAUCCUGGCAUGGGAAUCAUGUUUUUCUGCAGUUACAUAAUCAUGUCGUUCCUGGUGGUUGUGAACAUGUACAUUGCUAUCAUUCUUGAGAACUUCAAUGUUGCUCAAGAGGAGAGUGGAGACCCACUCUGCGAGGAUGACUUUACGAUGUUCGACGAGACAUGGGAAAAGUUUGACGUUGAUGCUACACAGUUCAUCGAAUACAACCGCUUGUUUGACUUUGUCGAUGUCUUGCAGGAACCUCUGCGAAUUGCCAAACCCAACCGCCUCAAACUAAUCACCAUGGAUCUGCCCAUUGUAACCGGAGACAAAAUCCACUGUCUGGAUAUUCUUCUGGCAGUUACCCGCGAGGUUCUUGGUGACACCAUCGAGAUGGAUGCCAUGAAGGAGAGCAUUGAAGCCAAGUUCAUAAUGAACAACCCCACAUCUGCCUCAUUUGAGCCAAUCACCACCACUCUCAGGAGGAAGGAGGAAGAGCGAGCAGCCAUUGCAGUUCAACGAACAUACCGUAGACAUCUCCUCAAACGUGCUAUCCGACAUGCCUGCUUUAUGCGUCGCUCAAAGAGAAAAGUUAGUAGUCAGGGCGACGAAGAACCUCCUGAAACCCAAGGGCUAAUUGAAAGGAAAAUGGAUGCCUUGUAUGGUAGCAACCCAGAACUUGCCAUGGCUCUUGAGUUGCAGGCUAGGCCUAUGCCGUCUAAUGGACAGCCACCUGAGCCCACCUCGGUCCCGCAGCAUAGAGCAUCAGUGACCUACCCUCGGCCGCAGGGACAACUCAUAAUCCCAGUGGAGUUCACAAGGGAGGUGAUCCUCCGAUCUGCACCCACAACGCAUGGCCUGUGCAGUUCAGAGAAUGCAACAUUAAAAGAGUCAAUAGUAUAACUGGCAGCCAAUGUCUUUGGAGUAUGGACUUAGAUAAUCCUUGGGUGUAAAAUCGAGAAUCACCUGCACGCACUGAACAACAGAUGCUCCAAAAACAAGUCGUCGGCUUAGAGGAUUAUACAGAACUGCUAUGGUGUGACAUUGGAAUGCCAUUUAUUGGGAGUACUGUUUUUUUUAUUAUUCAUUUUUUUAUCUUAUUUGUUCCCAAUUGGAAAUGUCCCAGUAUAUGUCAGUACUUAUCCAAGUUGUUUUGCCCUUGUAUUCAUUUACAGUUGAGCAGUUAGAGCCAUUUUCACAUUUUAUGAUUUUUUAUUAACAAAGUUCGUGAGGAACACAUUCAAAUUGCCUAUCUAAUCAGUACGAGAGGAGGCGCAUAUAUA